AUGACUGGGCAGGACAGGACUGGGCAGGAGAAGUCUGGGCAGCAGAGGACUAUGCAGAUGAGGCCGGGGCAGGAGAGAGCAGGAGAUGACUGGGAUGGAAGGGCUGUGCAGGGGAGGGAUGGGCAGGAGAGGGAUGGGCCGAAGAGGGAUGGGCAGGAGAGGACUGGGCAGGAGAGGACUGGCCAGGAGAGGACUGGGCAGGAGAGGGCUUCGCUGCAGAAGACUGGGCAGGAGAAUCCUGGCAGGAGGGACUGGGCAGGAGAGGGCUGGGCAGGAGAGGACUGGGCAGGAGAGGACUGGGCAGGAGAGGACUGGGCAGGAGAGGGAUGGGCAGGAGAAGACUGGGCAGGAGAGGACUGGGCAGCAGAAAACUCGGCAGCUGAGGACUGGGCAGGAGUGGACUGUUCAGGAGAGGGCUGGGCAGGAGAGGCCUGGGCAGGAAAGGACUGGCCAGGAGAGGACAGGCCAGGAGAGCAAUGGGCAGGAGAGGACUGGGGAAUAUAG
This is a messenger RNA of Schistocerca gregaria, 504 nucleotides long. RefSeq names its product armadillo repeat-containing X-linked protein 4-like. The coding region runs from base 1 to 504 and encodes 167 amino acids. The transcript has a single exon. Lineage: Eukaryota; Metazoa; Arthropoda; Insecta; Orthoptera; Acrididae. The record is from RefSeq and is a predicted model, not a curated record.